AUGGUCUUCAAAGCUCUAACAACCGCGCUCAAGCUAAAUGCGCAAGACAGCAAAAUAAAAUCCUCGGGGCAUCGGACGGUUCUGACGAAAGCAAUGUGUCCGAAAGAGUUACGCAUGUACUUGAGUGCUUGCAAAUUCCUCGCCACGUGCCUCCUUAUGCCGGAAUAUAAAGCGCCACAAUUUCCCUUUUACCGCUGGGUGUUUGUUGAUGAGGUCCCAUCAUCCAAAGGUUCCCAGUCGUUGUCCAGAUCAUCCUCGGCGAAUGUACCACAGUCUUUCAUUCCUUACAUCACAGAAGUAACUAAGUUAUUACAGCUUCCCGUUCCCCAAGAUAAUGUAAUGCUUCGCAUUCCGGGCACACUGAAAGCAGUGUUCAACUACUACUCUGUGCUCUUAGAAUCAAUUCGUGAAAGCUCUGAAACACCCCUAGCCGCAUUGAAUGUGCUUUCUCGGAAUGCUGUGUUAACCGAAGCAGCUAGUUUCGGUCAGGUUGUGACCUGGUAUGGAUUUAUUAAGACCUUGGCCAAAUGUUUGGAGACAAGAUCUAACAAUCCCACAGAUCAUCUGAUUAACAGUUCGACGGCUGAAAACGGGGUUAUUCUUGAACUGGCAUUGGAAGCUGCGUUGGCACAAGAGUUUCCUGAGGCGAUCGCUUCACGAUGA
Messenger RNA from Echinostoma caproni, 663 nucleotides. The record is from the annotation of a GenBank genome assembly. NCBI's taxonomy places the organism in Eukaryota, Metazoa, Platyhelminthes, Trematoda, Plagiorchiida, Echinostomatidae.